GCCAAGCUGUGUGUUUGUGAUCUCCUGGUGGCACAGUGUGAUGUAAAUUGCUGCUGUGACCCUGAUUGCAGUGCAGCAGAUUUCAGUCUUUUUACUACAUGUUCAGUUCCUAUUGUCACAGGUGACAGCCGUCUUUGUAGCCAGAAAGCUGCUGUAUAUUCACUUGAUGUUAAAGCAAAUCCACCAGAAAGGAUAUUUAAAUUAAUUGACCAAGUCAAUCCCAGUGUUUUCUGCAUUCAUACUACAAACUAUAAACAAGCACUCUCCUUCAGUUCCCCUGAAAUGCCUACUUCUGAGAAUUUUGAUCAAUUGCUUAGACGGUUUGGAAGUGCUGCUUUCAGUGCUGAGCCUGACAGCUGGAAUAUGAACACAGACACUCAAAAUCCUUCUGAUGCAAAUGAAACUUAUAGAUACAAGUAUGGUGUUCCUAUACAGACAGUGGAUGCAUUCCUAAGACUGCCUAGUCCUGUUGUCUCCUCUUGGUGCUCUGAUGCGAAUCCUGCAGGUUUUUUAGUAAACCAGGCUACAAAAUGCACUAGAUUAGUAAGUGUGGAAAAAUGUGGCAACAUUCAAGCAGUUAGUAUGCUGUUCUAUAUCAACUCCAACAUUUUAGCAGUGCCCAAAUCAAGUCAGAUGGUUAAUAUUACUGUCCAGUCCAUAGUUGUCCAGUCUCUGAAUGGAAUGCAGACUUUACUUAAUGGUAACGAUGUCCUCAGGCUCCCUAUGAUUUUGGGUGGACUGUGCAUAAAUAUAGUUUUUGGGGUGAGUUAUCACAUUACUUACACAGAUGCAGGAGAAAUAAUAGAAGCAGCUGCUUCUUUUGUCUUGGGGGCAAUUAACAAAGAAGCACUUUCAAUACAGCAGAGCUUUGAAAUCAGCUUUACUCAGGUAAAUACAAAGCCAGUUCCUCUCAGUGGUAAUCCUGGUUAUGUUGUUGGACUGCCUGUAAGAGCGGGCUUCCGGCCACAAGGAUCUGGCAUCAUUCAGAAUUCUAACAAAUACGGUCAAUUUACCAUUUUGCAAAGUACAUCCAGCAAGGACUGUCUGGCAGCACAAGGAGCCAGAACCCCGAUAUUAUUUGGUUAUAACAUGAUGUCAGGUUGUAAUUUACGAAUUACUGGAUCUGUGAGAUGCCAGCUUUUGACUCAGACCCUCCUAGAUUUACUGAAGGGACAAAGCUUUCCUGAAUAUGUGGCCUCAUUCGGAAAUUCUCAAGCCCAGGAUGUGCUCGACUGGGUGCCAAUAACUUACCUCCACACCUCAGAACAGAGCUCGUGCCAAAUACCAGUAUCACUUGAAAUAGAAGUGAAGUGGACUAAAUAUGGAUCCCUAGUCAAUCCGCAAGCCAGAAUAGUGAACGUUACAGCAACGAUCACUACCUCCACAUUUAAGCAGCUUCCCUGGGGAAGGGAAAGGACUAUUCCUAUAACAAGUUCUGUUUUUUUCACUGAUAUUUCUUCACCUGCAGAGCCAGGCUAUAAAGCUCGGCCCACCAUUAAUGCCAAGUUACCCUUUGAUUUUUUCUUUCCAUUUGUCUAAGGUAAGUAUGCAUCAAAAAAACCACAAAAGCCACCAUAUUUCUGCUUUUUCUCAUUUUUAGUCCAUUUCCUAAAGAAGUGAGGUUUAUCCAGUCACUGUGAUGGGCCAUCAGUUUCUUC
Messenger RNA from Phaethon lepturus (White-tailed tropicbird), 1658 nucleotides. RefSeq names its product tectonic family member 1 (gene TCTN1). Gene Ontology annotation, biological process: cilium assembly; protein localization to ciliary transition zone. Gene Ontology annotation, cellular component: MKS complex. The transcript has 13 exons. Bases 283 to 1539 code for a protein of 418 amino acids. NCBI's taxonomy places the organism in Eukaryota, Metazoa, Chordata, Aves, Phaethontiformes, Phaethontidae. The record is from RefSeq and is a predicted model, not a curated record.